AUGGUGAAACCAGAACCGCCCUCACUGAUGCAUGGAUUCGAUUCGAAGCCGACAGAUGAUGAGCGAUGUCGAAUCAAUCGAUCCCCCAUUUUGUCCACCUUGAUGAUGUCUCCCACUACUGCGGCGGCGGCUGCAGCGGCGACUGCAGUCGCCAAUGCUGCUGCAUUGAAGCCUAUCGUACGAACAUCAGAGUCGACGAGAACCACGGCUCGGCCGGCUAUCUCGACGCAUCGGGCACUACGAUUGAGACGGAGACGUUUGAGACGGACGUGGUUGGGAUACUCUCAUGGAGUGCGAUUUGAUCGGCGAGUGCAAAAACGAUACACGUUUAAAGGAUCGUGUCCGAAUCGAGAUCGCAGGCGGUUUGUUCGAAAAUUGCAACUGUCCACACGGAAUCACAAUGCACAAACUAAUCCCAGUCGGAACAAACGGUGGGUAUCUUUUUUGGUCCUUAUAAAACCGGAUGUAUUCAAAUGA
This is a messenger RNA of Echinostoma caproni, 477 nucleotides long. The record is from the annotation of a GenBank genome assembly. NCBI's taxonomy places the organism in Eukaryota, Metazoa, Platyhelminthes, Trematoda, Plagiorchiida, Echinostomatidae.